AUGUUAUAAUCCAUUUUUGAUUUUGGUAAAACAACUUCUACUUUUUGGCAUCUUUGCGAUAAAUCUUUGCUUGAUGUAUUAUUAUAUAUUAUAUAAAGGAAUAAUCUGAUUUAAUAGAGUCUGAAUUUCUAGUUGGUUCUAAAUAAAGAAUCAAAAAAAUAUUUCUUUUGAUGAGUGAAAGUACAUUAUUCAAAGUUUCUGUAAUGUAACUUAAAAGAGCUCCCUUACUUACAAUGCAUAUUUAAUUUAUAGAUCCAUCAUCAGAUCAUUUUGUCUAACUUAAUUCAGAUGAGACUUUAUAUGGUUUUAGACUUUCUUAUCAAGGAAAGAGUCUAGAGAUUUUUACUUCUGAUAAAGUUAAUUAUGAAAUUUGGAAGUCUCACUUUCGAUUAAAGUGUAUUAUGAAUAAUUUUCAUGAUGCUUUUUCAGUAUCAAAAAUGAUUGGAAAAGGUAGUUUUGCAAAAGUGUAUUCAGCAACAAAAAAAGAAAAUAAUAAUUAAUAUGCAAUUAAGGCAUUUAGUAAAAGCUAUAUGUCUCAAUAAUCUAAAGGAAUAGAAAGUUUAUUAAAUGAAAUAAAAGUAAUGAGAAGAUUGAAUCAUCCAAAUAUUGUAAAGUUGCAUGAAGUUCAUGAAACAACUAAUUCAAUUUACUUUGUUUUAGAUAUGAUUUAAGGAGGAGAACUAUUAUAAAGAGUACGUGAAACAGGUAUAAAUUUAUUAUGAUUAGGUUUCUUACCUGCUGAGACAAUGUAAAAGCUAGCUUUCAAUUUGAUAAGUGCAUUAAGACAUAUGCAUGAAAAUAAUUUAAUUCAUAGAGAUUUAAAACCAGAAAAUUUAUUAUUGAAAUCAACAGAAAAUAAUUAUGAAAUUGUUUUAGCUGAUUUUGGUUUAGCUACUAGUCUUAAUGAAGAACCCUUAUUCAAAAGAUGUGGUACACCAGGAUUUGUUGCUCCUGAAAUCCUUGAAUAUAUUGAUGGAUUAGAUUUCUAUUGUGAUAAAUGUGAUGUCUUUAGUGCAGGAAUAAUCUUAUAUCUUUUAAUUGUAUUUAUAAUAUUAUUAAUAUAGACUGGUAAUACUCCAUUUGCAGGUAUUGAUUAAAAAUCUAUUCUAAAGAAUAAUAAAUAAUGUGAAGUUGAUUUUAAAGAUUAAUAAUUUAAAUUGGCUCCAAUUUUAAUGUAAGAUCUUGUGUAAUCAAUGCUCAUUAAGAAACCUUCUUAGAGAUUAAGUUCAGAAGAAGUAUAUAUAUAUACUUAAAUAAGUGUUUAAAACAUCCCUAUUUUAAAGAAUUGGCAAAGGAAUACAAUAGAUAAACAGAAAAAUAUUAAAAGAAUCUUUAAGGAUAUUCUGAAUUUAAAAAUGCUGUUAAGAUAGGAACUUAAGAGAUUGAAUAGAGAUCACCCUUAAAUUUCAAUUCAUCUGAAUCUAUAUCCUCUAAUAUUUCUAUAACAAGACAAGAUUAAAGGAAAUCAUCAAUUGUAGUUGGAGCUUCAAAAUUUAGUUAAUAUAGUUUUAAAUUAUCAAAAUAAAAUUCAAGGGAGAUUACUGGUAUGUUAAUUUUAUAGUAUUUAGAUAUACCAUAGAAGUAAGAACCAAAAAAAUAAAAGGAUUUACAUAGAAUUGCUUUGACUAAUAGUUAAUUAAAACAUAUGGCAAAUAAUAAAUAAGAUAAUGGUGAUGAUCCAACACCUGAAAAUUGUAAUAUUGGAGCAAUGGUUAGAUAAUAUAAUUCUACUCGAUAAAUAAGGAUUCCAGAUAGUACAUUAAAAAUAAAAGAGUGUAAUACUCCCACACUAUAAAAACAAUGA
Paramecium primaurelia is the source of this 1804-nucleotide messenger RNA. The record is from the annotation of a GenBank genome assembly. Lineage: Eukaryota; Ciliophora; Oligohymenophorea; Peniculida; Parameciidae.